AUGACUGAACUCAAGAACAUGAUGGCUCAAGUUCUUAAGGGACAGCUCAAGCAUAUCAAUGCAAUAGAAGGGAUGAGUGAUGCUAAUGAAGACCCAUCAAGAGAAUGUAUGGGAGACUUCUCUAAUGAAGCCAAUGAAGAAGAUGUGAACUACAUUGGAAACUAUGGGAACAAGGGAUACAAUCCAAGCUAUCGCCCAAACCCCAACAUGUCUUAUAGAAACCCCAAUGUGGAGAAUCCUCAAGACCAAGUGUAUCCACAACAACAAAGGCCUCCUUACCAAUCUCAAGGAAGCCAUUUCCAGCCAAGGCAAGGGUAUGAGCAGAGAACAUCAUAUCCGCCCAAGGAGCCUUAUGCUUCUUCACCAAAUCAAGCUCCUCCAAACCAACAAGGUGGAAGAUUUGAAGGAAUCCUCCAACAGAUCAUGGAUGGCCAGAAAAGGAAUAGAAAGGAGAUAUAUGAGAAGAUGGACACUUUGCAUUCUCAAGAUAAAGAUGAUGUCACAUGGUAUCUAAGGAAGCUUGGCUUGAGCAAGCUCUUCAAGAUAGAGUGCAGCGAGUACUCAAUGCUCACCAAGGAGUUCCUCUCCACAGUAGCUCUUGCCUUUCCCAACCACAAUGGAGACCAACCAGCUGGUGAUGGACUCCUACUCUUCAAGAUAGGCGAUGCCAAUGGGCGCAUCUCCAUCUCAGCUCUAUGCCAACUCUUUGGACUUCCCAAUGAGACAGCACAUGACUUCAAGGAGAACUCAAAGAGGAAACAAGCUGCCUUUGCUGAUUGGACACACUUUGCCAAUGAACCAUUCUUGCCUUCAAGAUCAAAGGUGUCUAGAAUCACUCAUCCAGCCAUUCGCUAUGUGCACCGCCUCAUCUCCACCACUUUCCAAUGCAAACAAGAAGCCAACAAGACAUUCAUCAAUGUGAGGAAGCUAGCUCAAGACUUGGAAGGCAACAAGAAGCUUUGUGUUCGUUUUGGGAGGCUUAUCACGGCCAUAGUACAACAUGUGGGGAUUGACAUUCCCAACUAUGAGCCACUACCCAAGCCAACCCCUUUGGAUCUCCAUGCUCUUCAGCACAUCCACUUCCUAAACCGUUGGACUAAAGACCCAACUCGGUUUUGCUAUGAGUUUCCAAUUGGUCCAGCCAACACUUCCCUUGUCUUGCUGCCACAUGAAGACAUCCCAAGCCUACGCUCAGCAUGCAGUCAAGACUCAACGCCGCCACCAAGAACGCCAUGUUCUCACUACUGGCAUGGCCGCGACCAAGCUCUAGACCGUGUUAACAAGCUGGAGAAGAUAGUGGAGUGCCAAUCUCGCUUCAUCUCACGCCUAGUUCGUGUAGUUCGCCACAUUGCACCGGAGAGACUCUUUCGCCCUUCUUCCACCGCUAGAGAGCCAUAUGAGCCUGACCUUGGUGAGUUCUCACUAGACUCAGAGCUUGGUUCAGAAGGCGAUGACCCCAUAGAUGAGGAAGAGAGUUCUUCUCACUGCCACACAUAG
Messenger RNA from Microthlaspi erraticum, 1497 nucleotides. The record is from the annotation of a GenBank genome assembly. NCBI's taxonomy places the organism in Eukaryota, Viridiplantae, Streptophyta, Magnoliopsida, Brassicales, Brassicaceae.